AUGGCUUGUGGAUCGCUUGCCUACCGACCACGUCACGAUCUGGACACAAACCUGACGAAGUUCGGCUUCCUGGUCUAUGCCGGAACCAUUCGUGACGUUCACGAAUGGGAGUUCCGAGCUAUGAACCGGUGGAAGCAGACACAGGUUGACUCGGAGCUCGCUUCCAAGUUUCUCGACUCCUUAAGGACCGAGGCGUACAUCAUCGCCGAAGAUCUGGGGACAGACAAGGUCGUGGAGGCAGUAAGGCAGAGACUCUUUCCUCUUGGUGAGCAGGAGUCGAAAGAGAUGCACCGCCUCGGCACGCAGGACGCCGAAGCAUCUCUGAUCAAAAUGCACAAUCGCAUCCACACUUUGGACGACGAAGGGGCGGCCUACCUGGGCGGAAUGGAGGAACCAGACGACUGGGUGUACCACGGGGACGAGGUUCACAUGGACGACAAGGAAGACGACACCGAACUGGUGGCCCAGACAGCCGGCGCUGCCCUAAAAGACGUCGAGCUGGACGUCUUCUCUUCCCUCCUCUGCUCCGAGGGGUUCGAUGAGAACGACCGCGAAAGCUUAGCCUUGCAGAGCGAGACGGCCGCCCGCAUGGCGCGAAGCAAGGCUAAGGGCAAGGGCAAGCCUGUGAGCUUUGAAGGAGCGCACGGAUGUCGCCCGAGGGCCACUGGUCUGGCGACAAGGAAGGUCCGGCAAAAGGCGACGGCGAACUAUGUCAGCCUGGGGCAGGACUCUGAGACAGAGCCUGCGGCGUACGUGCGUGCAACAUCCACGGAAUGGGAUACUGUAAAGUACCCAGAAAGAGUUUCGGUUCGGGAUGCACAAGGGAAGCAUGCAUGGCUUAUCUGGGUGAAUCGGAACUUUGAUGUUCCUGCUUGUCGGCGGGGGAAGACCGACGCUCCGAGCAGCUACGUCGUGGAGGCGGACUCGCUCCAGAAGGCGAGGCGAGUGGAGAAGGCCAAAGGCUGCACCGAUGACGGACCCGAGCGCGUGCAGUUUGAGGAGUACAUUUUUACCAAGUUUGAGGCACGAGACGUGGUGAAGAGGUUCUUCAAGCAUAUGGGGUGCGAUGAGAACGACCGCGAAAGCUUAGCCUUUCUUGCGCACGUCGCGCAGAGCGAGACGGAGCACUGGCCUGACGAUACCAGUAGAAGACCGCAAGACCCGUGGCAGGAAGGGCCACUGGCGACUCGUGUGAUCGACAAGUCCAGCGACCUUUCAGGCACUCCCAGCCUCUUCGCGAGCGAGGGCGAGAGUCAGAGCUUCAAGCCUGAGGCGGAGUCCGACGAAGAGCCCGUCGACGACUUUGCGUCGCAAGGUGCAACCUCCACGGAAUGGGAUACUGUAAAGUACCCAGAAAGAGUUUCGGUUCGGGAUGCACAAGGGAAGCACGCAUGGCUUAUCUGGGUGACUUGUCGGUGGGAGAAGACCGACGCUCAGAGCAGCUACGCCGUGGAGGCGGACUCGCUCCAGAAGGCGAGGCGAGCGGUGACCCGUGAGAAGGCCAAAGGCUGUACUGAGACGACGAGGAACGUCACGAAGAUCCAUGUGGACAACAGGAGGCACCCGGGAGAUCCAUUAACGGACUUUGACAAAACGCAGAUGAAGAGCAUCGCUGGUUCUUGGGCUUGGUUUGCAAACAAUGCAGACCGUGGGGCCGUUGCGGACAUCAAGGAUGCCAACAACGCGGUUGAGUAUGCUAUUGGCACGUGCGACAGAGGACUUGUGUUCAAGACUGGUUUGUUGGACUGGAAGACCCCAGGAGCUUUGAUGAACUUGGUGGUCACGGACACCGGAGCCAGGGAGCUAGGAGCUAGGAUGGUGUUUCUUACUGAUGGCGCCCUGUGGAAGCGGGACAAGGGUGUGGAGGACGGUGACGUGCUGAGAGCAGCUAUCACCGACAUCUUCGGAUGUCUCGAUAUGAAAAGGUGUGAAGCUACGUCGGCCAAGUUCGUGAAGGAGAUCUGGAUGACAGACUGUAAGGCCGGAGCGAAUGCUGGUGACCCUUUCUACGACGACUACACGCCAGGGGAUGAUCAGUUGACUGACAUCGUCAGAUGGAUUGACACUGACGUCAUGAUUGCCGAUCCAUUCACAAAGGUCAUGGAACUUACCACGUUGGUAGCGGCCUUGAGAACUAACAUGCUGGACGUGGAGCAACCGUUCGAGGGUGUAGUGGAAAAGCGUGCAAAGCAGCUUCGAAGACGGUCGACGAGGAAGGUACAGGACGACGAGUAG
Molecule: messenger RNA, 2235 nt
Organism: Symbiodinium sp. CCMP2592
Lineage: Eukaryota; Dinophyceae; Suessiales; Symbiodiniaceae
Source: the annotation of a GenBank genome assembly